Vitis vinifera (wine grape) is the source of this 1866-nucleotide messenger RNA. Its product is annotated as (3S,6E)-nerolidol synthase 1. The record is from RefSeq and is a predicted model, not a curated record. Gene Ontology annotation, biological process: diterpenoid biosynthetic process. Gene Ontology annotation, molecular function: magnesium ion binding; terpene synthase activity. NCBI's taxonomy places the organism in Eukaryota, Viridiplantae, Streptophyta, Magnoliopsida, Vitales, Vitaceae. The coding region runs from base 103 to 1740 and encodes 545 amino acids. The transcript has 7 exons.
CGUAGCACCAUCCACACAAAUACCACCUAUUCCGUUCAUCAAACUCUCCCUCAUUCCCAAUCGCCUGCUGAAAGCAAACUUAACUUCACCAACAUCUUCAAUAUGCCAAGUGCUCACACAUGGAGCAUUGCUAAGGAUCAGAAUUUGGUUUCUAUCCCCUCAGAAAAGGAUAAUCAUCCAUCCACAGAAUAUCCCAGCCUCACUAAUGAAUUUUACAUGGAACAUGCACAAAAACUGGAGGAAGUUAGGAGGGCACUCAAGGAGGUAGGAGAAGAUACAUUGGAAGCUUUGCUCAUGAUUGAUGCCAUCCAACGCCUAGGCAUUGACUACCAUUUUCAUGGAGAGAUUGAAGUGGUACUACAGAGACUACAUACGAAAUUUAACACUGUGAGUGAUUGCCAUAACAAUCUCUACGAACUAGCACUUGGCUUCCGGCUAUUGAGACAAGAAGGUUACUAUGUGAGUGCAGAUGUCUUUAACAAUCUCAAGGACACAGAGGGAAAGCUUCAAGAAAAACUAAGCGAAGAUAUCAAGGGAUUAAUGGGUUUGUAUGAAGCUUCGCAGCUAUGUAUAAAGGGGGAAGAUAUACUCGAAGAAAUCGGAAACUUCAGUAGCCAGCUUCUUAAUGCAUGGAACACGCACAAUGAUCACAGUCAAGCAAGAAUUGUUAGGAACACAUUAGGCCAUCCCCAUCAUAAGAGCUUGGCAAGGUUCAUGGCCAAAAGCUUUCUUAGCGAUUUUCAAGGCACAGAUGGAUGGGUAAAUGUCUUUAGAGAACUAGCAAAAAUGGAUUUCAAUGUAGUUAAAUCCAUACACCAGAAGGAGAUGCUGCAGGUUUCCAAAUGGUGGAAAGAUCUAGGUUUGGCCAAGGAGUUGAAGUUUGCAAGAAACCAACCACUGAAAUGGUACAUGUGGCCCUUGGCGGUCCUCCCAGAUCCAAGCUUGUCGGAGCAGAGGGUUGAGCUCACAAAACCCAUCUCGCUAGUCUACAUAAUAGAUGACAUUUUUGAUGUUCAUGGAACACUUGAUGAACUCACUCUCUUCACAGAAGCUGUCAACAGAUGGGAAUAUGCGGCUGUUGAACAACUACCAGACUACAUGAAGAUAUGUUUCAAUGCUCUUAAUGGAAUCACCAAUGAAAUAAGUUCCAAGGUCUACAAUGAUCAUGGGUGGAACCCCAUGGAAUCUCUUCGAAAGGCAUGGGCAUGUUUAUGCAAUGCAUUUCUAGUAGAAGCAAAAUGGUUUGCUGAUGGACACGUGCCAAAGGCUGAUGAGUACUUGAAGAAUGGGGUCAUUAGCUCCGGUGUACAUGUGGUGCUAGUUCAUAUGUUUUUUCUCCUGGGUCAUGGCAUAACCAAGAGAAAUGUAGACAUUGUGGAUGAUUUUCCUGAGAUUAUAUCUUCGGUCGCAAAAAUUCUUCGCCUCUGGGAUGACUUGGGAAGCGCCAAGGACGAGAAUCAGGACGGGCACGACGGAUCAUACCUGGAGUGCUACAUGAAAGAAAAACCAGGGACUUCCAUAGAAAAUGCCCGAUGCCAUGUUAUGCAUACCAUUUCAGAGACAUGGAAGAGCCUCAACAAUGAAUGCCUUGCUCCAAAUCCAUUUUCAACGUGUUUUACCAAGGCUUGUCUCAAUGUUGCAAGGAUGGUUCCUUUGAUGUAUAGUUAUGAUGAUAAUCGGUGCCUCCCAAGCCUUGAAGAGCACAUGAAGUCGCUUGUCUAUGAAAGUGUUUCCUCAUGAAGUAUUCUGUAGUCGAUGACAAUGUUAAAUUUUCAAGACUUAUAUAAUUGACAAAUAUCACAUAUAAAUAAAUAAAAGUGUAUAUGGUAUUGUCAACCUUCUGGAGAAUUGCAUUUUUCUUGAAAA